This is a messenger RNA of Oncorhynchus mykiss (rainbow trout), 3304 nucleotides long. RefSeq names its product growth hormone receptor a (gene ghra). NCBI's taxonomy places the organism in Eukaryota, Metazoa, Chordata, Actinopteri, Salmoniformes, Salmonidae. The record is from RefSeq and is a predicted model, not a curated record. Gene Ontology annotation, biological process: cytokine-mediated signaling pathway. Gene Ontology annotation, cellular component: external side of plasma membrane. Gene Ontology annotation, molecular function: protein binding; cytokine receptor activity.
AGCCCGGAGCUGUAAAAGGAGCACUCACUGUACCUCUAUGAAUCCCUGUCGUACUUGUCUUCAUCCCAGACGAAAUCAUAUAGCGAUAGUGUCAAUUUGGUCGUAUAGAGGAAUCAAUCAAAAAAUAAUAGCUGUUAGUAGUGAUCACUCAUAGCUUGAAGUAUGGUAAUGUUAACAUUAGAUUGGUUUCUUUAUUAAGGCUACAUUGUCCGUUGAGGGGGUUAGGCUACAUCGUGGAGUUAAAAGGCGUACCAGUUGUGUCUGUCCUGGUUCUGUCAGAUGAACAAAUCGUAAGAAGUCGACACCACUCACGCAUUUUUCCAGCUGACAACAUAGUAUUAGUGAAGCCCCACCGUCAUGGCAUCUCCAUCUUUUCUCCUCCUCUUCCCCUCCCUGGGUUGGCUGUCUGCUGUGACAUCAUCAGAUCCCUUUGUCCAUGCUCCUCAUUUCACUGGGUGUAAAUCCAGGGAGCUUGUGACGUUUAGCUGUUGGUGGAGCGCCGGAAGCUUCCAGAAUCUCACGGAACCCGGAGCACUGCAAAUGUUCUACUGGAAGAAAAAUGAUUUGACGAAAGAAUGGAGGGAGUGCCCUGACUACUCCUCCUCUGUGAAGAAUGAAUGUUUCUUCAAUAAGAACAACACAGUUAUAUGGACGACCUACUGUGUGCGGCUCAGCUCCAAAAGCCAGAACAUCACCUACGAUGAAUUGUGUUUCGAAUUGCAGGACAUCGUGCACCCUGAUCCCCCGGUGGCCCUGAACUGGACGCUGUUGAACGUCAGCCGGUCGGGCCUGAACUAUGACAUCAUGGCGAGCUGGGAACCUCCGCCCUCGGCAGACGUAUCCGUUGGAUGGUUGACACUGGUGUACGAACUCCAGUUCAGGAGGAGGAACAGCUCACACUGGAAAGUGUUGGAGCAUGAGUUUGGCACUCAGAAGUCAAUCUACGGCCUUAGUACAGGAGAGGAGUAUGAGGUGCGCGUGCACUGCUCAAUGAGGGCCUUCAAUAACUUUGGGGAGUUCAGUGAUGCCAUCUUUGUCCAUGUGUCAGAGAUUCCCAGUAAAGAGUCCACGUUCACUGUGACUCUGGUCCUGAUCUUCGGGGCUGUGGGAGUGGCCAUUUUCCUCAUGCUCAUCAUCUUCUCUCAGCAGCAGAGACUUAUGGUGAUUCUUCUGCCUCCUGUUCCUGCACCCAAAAUCAAAGGGAUUGACACAGAACUGCUUAAGAAGCGAAAGCUGAAUGAGCUGAACUUCCUCCUGAGUGUUGGUGGCAUGGGGGGUCUCCACCCCUACCCCCCUGACCUGUACCAGGACGAGCCCUGGAUGGAGUUCACCGAGCUGGACGCAGACGAAUCUGAGCCUGGGGAGAAGGAGGACAACCAGAGCUCGGACACACAGAGACUGCUGAGCCUGGGUCACAACAACCACUGCACAAACCAUGGCUGCUCUCACACCCUCAGCAUCCCUGAUAAUGACUAUGAUCCAGAGCUGCCUGACCAGGAGACCCUAAUGUUGAUGACUGCCCUCCUGUCCAGCCAACCUGAAAAAGUUGAACCCUGCCUGGGGAACCUGCGAAGCCACUCCAACCCCCCGGCUCUAGAGGUGCUGGAUGUCCCAUGCCCAGGGCUCCAAGCUCCAGAGGGAGGGGAGAGGCCCCUGGUCCAGACCCAGCUGGGAGGCCCUUAUAGCUGGGUCAACAUAAACUUCUAUGCCCAGGUCAGCGAUGUAAUGCCCGCUGGAGGGGUGGUGCUCUCACCAGGCCAGCAGGUCAGAGCCCCAGAGAAUGCUAUAACAACAGAGGAGGAUAAGAAGAAGAUUGGGAAGAUGGAAGGAGGAGAGGAGGAGAGUGAAGGGGAGGAGGAGGAGGAGGAGGAGGAGAGAAUAAAUAAGAAAUUGCAGUCUCAGCUGCUGGUGGUGGAUCCUGAGGCUGGGGGCUACACGACAGAGAGUAGUGGCCGGCAAAUCAGUACCCCUGACCCCUCCUCACCUGGGGAGGUUUACCACGCCUUCCCCCCACCUCCCCCCUAUCUCCUGCAUACCACCCCCCUAGGGGACUACCAGUCCCUGUACAUCCUUCCCAACUCCCCUGCUCAGUUCCUGCCCCCUGUUUUGGACUACACUGUGGUUCAAGAUGUUGACUCCCAGCAUAGCCUUCUCCUCAACCCUCCUUCCCCCCAGGGGUCCCCCUCCUGCCCCCCACAACCAUCCUCCAAGCCCCUGCCCACAAUGCCCAUAGGGUACCUCACCCCGGACCUGUUAGGCAACCUCUUGCCUUAAAGAAAAAAACACAUCCCAGGAGGCCUUGGGGCAUAGAGGUCAGAGUUCACAGGCCAGGAAGUCAGUAAUCAUCCCAGAAAGACGGUCUUGUUCUACCUGAAACCAAAUAUGUUACGGGACAGACAGGCACGGUGUUUGUUUGAGAGGGUGAUGGAAGGGAAGCUGGGAAAGAGAAACGUUUAGAUGUUGUGUUUGGGUUUUAUAUAAGUGAUACUGGAACUUGAGGAAAGAGUAAAUUGGCCUUUCUGGUUUGACAGAGCUUAAAGGAAGACUUGUGUUGAACAAAUCUUACAGUGCUCUGUCUGACUAAGACCGAGACACCCAAAAACCCACAGUCUGAAACCUUUAAAUGCACAGAUUUCUAAUAUAAGGUUACACACAGAUACACUUAUGCACCACAAAUACAUAGACAGACAAGCUCAGACAUGAUUCUAGUUGUAUGUUAUCUGAUACUUAAAGGUAUCUAUCAUUUGACUGAUUAAGUGCUAUGUAAACAUGUUCCUUGCAGACACACCCAGUCCCACCUUAAUGUUUCCUACUAUGAUCUAUUAUAGAAAUGUCAGAGAGAAGUGAGUAAAGAAACAAGCUCACAUAUGUCAUAUAACAUAUAGAUAUUUAAUACUGUAGCAUAUUGGCUUAAGUCUUAACUAUACUGUAGAUGGAUCAAGUAACAGAAUAUAAUGGAGAGUAACAAGCACAUUUAUACAAUCACACACACGCACACACAGUUACAUCAUCGUUAUCGCCUCAUUAAUUGACAGAACACUUAAGUGUGCUGUUUUGUCAAACUUACCACUACAAUGAGCGCAAAGUGACUAUUGGUGACUAUUGUCGUUCAUUUAGCCCUCGUUAUUUUGCUUAGUAGCACAUUCUCAUGCUUAUAUUUAGCUUUGAAUUCUUGCAGCAGAAUCAUCGAAUCGUUACCAGACUGAGGUCACAGUAUUGAACACAGCCAUUAGACAACCUGUCUGUACUCAAUGUGAAAACUCACUCUGAUUACCAUAAUAAAUAGGCAGCUCAUAACAGCGAA